Malus domestica (apple) is the source of this 1063-nucleotide messenger RNA. Its product is annotated as metalloendoproteinase 2-MMP-like. Gene Ontology annotation, molecular function: metalloendopeptidase activity; zinc ion binding. Lineage: Eukaryota; Viridiplantae; Streptophyta; Magnoliopsida; Rosales; Rosaceae. Gene Ontology annotation, cellular component: extracellular matrix. The record is from RefSeq and is a predicted model, not a curated record. Gene Ontology annotation, biological process: extracellular matrix organization; collagen catabolic process; proteolysis.
UCUGCUUAAUCAUAAGUGCUUAAGUAGUUUACAAUGGCUUCAAAAUGUACUCUUUCUCUGUUCACAAUCACUUUUCUCUUUGUCCUCCUUUCUCUCUUCUCCCAUGCAACGUCGUCAGAAACCCACAACAAAAACACGUCGCCAUUCGAGUUUCUCAACCAUCUUAAGGGGUGUCACAAGGGCGACAAGGUCCAAGGCAUCCAAGACCUAAAGAAGUACCUUGAAAAAUUUGGAUACUUAAACGGCCAUUCCGAUAAUGAUGAUUUCGACGACAUCUUGGAGUCAGCGAUCAAAACUUACCAGCUCAACUACCACCUCAAAGCCACCGGAACAUUAGAUGACAAAACCGUAUCAAAAAUGAUGAUGCCGCGAUGCGGUGUGCCAGACAUCAUCAAUGGCACCACCUCCAUGCGAUCGGGAAAGAAAAGACACCCUCACCACCACAGCGGACAUGGUUCGCCUCACACGGUUGCUCAUUAUUCUUUCUUCCCCGGAAACCCUAAAUGGCCUUCUUCUAAGUACCAUCUCACCUAUGCUUUUGAUCAAAGCACCCCAACUGAUGCCCGGGACGCAGUUGCGCGCGCUUUUGCAACAUGGGCAGGCAACACACACUUCUCGUUCAGUCAAUCCCAAACCUAUGAGAACGCGGAUCUGACAAUAAGUUUUGCUAGUGGUGAUCAUGGAGAUGGGAGCCCAUUUGAAGGCCGAGGCGGGACCCUUGCUCAUGCAUUUGCACCGACCAAUGGGAGAUUCCACUACGAUGCCGAUGAGCCGUGGGCUGUGGGAGCUGUGGAGGGUGCUUAUGACUUGGAGACUGUGGCAUUGCAUGAAAUCGGACAUCUGUUGGGGCUACGACAUAGCUCUGUUGAAGGAGCUGUGAUGUCCUCCACCGUUCGUACUGGAUUUGCUCAAAGUUUGCAUGCAGAUGAUAUUCAAGGAAUUAAAGCUUUAUAUAAUACUUGAUCUUCACAUGCAUAUUCACAUAAUCAAGAGUACUCAAAGAUUAAUCAUUAAAUUAAGUAGUAUUUAUUAUUGAAGUUCACCCUGUUUUUUCAUCCCUUAA